AUGGCUUCACAGUAUGACAUUUUGCCAAGGUGGCAGUAUUUCACCGCUUUCCACACAAGUCGCAAAGCCGUAUGUAAAGAUUGCCCUCAGCGGCCAUACAUUUCUCUGAACGUCCCCUCUAUCCCUGAUAACCGUGUCGUUGUCCGUAGAGCCGUUUUCACUACGAUUUCGCACGAUCAGGGAUGGGCUACGUUCCGCCCUGAGUUGAACGGUACAUACGAAGAUACGUGGACCUACUUCGAAGUGCGGGUUGUCGACAGCACAGGUCGAGAUCGGAUUCCACGCGAGGUUACGACUCAAAAUGUCCGGGCGUCUUCAGAGCCCAAGAAACAUGUCGUCUGCUGGGAUUUCCGCGAUGACAAGUACUGGCUACUCAGCGAAGAACACAAAGAAGCCCCUGUCUCUCAUUCUGGAAUCACUCCUUUGAAGUGGUUGGCUGCGCUCCAGGCUGGUGAUAUUAUCCAGACCGUGCCCAGAGCUGAGUAUCCAGCUUGGGUCAACAACAUAGUUGAAGCUCGCAUUGAAAUCUGGAUCGAGCUUUUCCCAAAGGGAUCACAUCCAGAAGCUGUACAUGCAACGAACACCUACGAAGCAUACAGGCCACUGCAGGUUGCGUCAAAGGAAAUUCGUUUGGUCAACAUCGAGCCAAGUAACAAUCACUCAGGCUUAGAUGAAGAGGAGCCGCCGCAUUUGACAUUGAAAUAUACUAAUCUGGGGGAACGAAAUCAUGAUCAGUAUGAGACGCUCUCAUAUUGCUGGGGAGACCGUCUGAGUACAAGUCCUAUCUUUUUAAAGAGCUCUGAAGAGUCUCCUCCAAGAGAAGUUCAAAUUGGCACAGACUUGCGAAAUGCACUCAAACGGUUGAGGCAACCCGAUCAGACUCGGACAUUUUGGAUAGACUUACUGUGUAUCAACCAACUCGACCCAGAAGAAAGGAGUCAUCAAGUUGCGCUUAUGGGUGAGAUAUACGCUUCUGCGAAAUCGUUAUCGGUCUGGCUGGGUGAACUAGAGGACGGCCACUCUCAUACGCAAAGUGAUUUGGCUGUUUGGCAGACCAUUGCUACAACAUGCGAAAGAAAUCCGACUGAAUCGCACGGUAAUGCCGGACUCUGGCACGAUCGAGUCUUCCUUCGGCCCUGGUUUCAGCGUGUCUGGGUAGUCCAAGAGGUGUGGAACACGUUAUCAUCUCGUUUGAAUCAGGAUGACGACAAGCAUGACCCUAUAUCCGUUCUUUGCGGCCACUUGAAGCUGCCAUGGUGGUUGGUUGUUCAGGCCAACAUCUGCCUGUUUCAUAACUUCCCGUCACGAAGGAAUUGGUCAAUGCCAGUGUUAUGGACAAAGCUUAUGAAUGUUACCAGAGACAGGCAUACUCCACAGCACGUCACAGCUGGACCCCGUCUGGACAUACUUUCGAUUGUGAUAAAAGGCUUAGACAUGAAGGCAACAGAUCCGCGAGAUCGCAUAUUUGCGCUGUUGGUAUUCGGUCGGGAGACAUAUCGCAUUGCAGAACUGGAUGAACUAGUGAGGCCUAAUUACGCAAAGACCGUUGAGCAAGUUUACACCGAUUUCACCAUAUGGUGGGUCAAAGAGAAUCACUCUUUGAGAAUCCUUUCAGCAGUUCAUACAUUGCGUCACCGAACCUGGAUGGACCUUUCUGAUAUCGCCUCGCAUGGCACACACUCGAACAGCUGGCUUGGUACUCCGCGUCGGCCGUCAUGGACUCUAUGGACUGAUGGAAAUAGCCGUUGGGAGCGCGGAACACUUGCAUUAGGUGAAGCAGCUGAUUACAGGGCAUGUGGCAACCAUCAAGUCGACAUGAUUAUUGAGAAGCGAAACGACAUGAAAUGGUCUAUUCCUGCAUUCAAAGGAGUUCAGAUCAGCUCAAUCGCCUCAUUUGCGCCGGUGUCGAUAUCAGCCUCGGUCUUAGCUCGAUCACGCGAUAUGCUCAAGGCUUACUUACAAGUCUUCGAUCCCACAGGUCAUCAGUUGACGUGGAAUAACUCGACAGGGGCUCCUAAAGAAGCACUUGAUGUCUCCUGGGCUGAGUUGCUCGAUGAUUAUGCUACCAUGCAUACAGAGUUGCGUAUUCAGAACAAACAGCGGAGAGAAAGGGUUAUGCCCGGCACCGGCACGCAGAGGUGA
Messenger RNA from Alternaria burnsii, 2142 nucleotides. RefSeq lists its product as uncharacterized. Bases 1 to 2142 code for a protein of 713 amino acids. The record is from RefSeq and is a predicted model, not a curated record. Lineage: Eukaryota; Fungi; Ascomycota; Dothideomycetes; Pleosporales; Pleosporaceae. The transcript has 2 exons.